Osmerus eperlanus (European smelt) is the source of this 3259-nucleotide messenger RNA. RefSeq names its product potassium voltage-gated channel, subfamily H (eag-related), member 8 (gene kcnh8). The record is from RefSeq and is a predicted model, not a curated record. Gene Ontology annotation, biological process: regulation of membrane potential; potassium ion transmembrane transport. NCBI's taxonomy places the organism in Eukaryota, Metazoa, Chordata, Actinopteri, Osmeriformes, Osmeridae. The transcript has 15 exons. Gene Ontology annotation, molecular function: voltage-gated potassium channel activity. Bases 96 to 2744 code for a protein of 882 amino acids. Gene Ontology annotation, cellular component: plasma membrane.
UCAUUCUGGCCAACGCCCAGGUGUCACAGGGGUUCCCCAUUGUCUACUGCUCCGAUGGCUUCUGCGAGCUCACGAGCUUCUCCCGCGCCGAGGUCAUGCAGAAGAGCUGCGCCUGCAAGUUCCUGUACGGCCCCGAGAGCAGCGAGGGCGUCAUCCUCAGCAUCGACGACGCGCUGGAGGAACGCAAGGAGUUCAAGGACGAGAUCAUGUUCUACUCCAAGACAGGAGUGCUGUUCUGGUGCCUGCUGGACAUCGUUCCAAUUAAGAACGAGAAGGGAGACGUGGUUCUCUUCCUGGCCUCCUUUAAGGACAUCACAGACACCAAAGGCAGAACCAUCCCAGAGGAGAAGAAAGAAGAGCGCAGGCCGGGCAAGAUAAAGACUGGUUCACCGUUCAGUUCGGCUCGUCUGAGCAGCAACACGGUGCUGCGCCACAUCUCUGGACACCUUCACAGCAGGGAGAAGAAGAAGAGCAAAAUCAAGCUCAACAAGAAUGUGUUCGGGGACCCCCCCGCCCUGCCAGAGUACAAGGUAGCGGAUGCCAAGAAGUCCAAGUUCAUCCUGCUCCACUUUAGCACCUUCAAGGCGGGCUGGGAUUGGCUGAUCCUGCUGGCCACCUUCUACGUUGCCGUGACGGUGCCCUACAACGUGUGUUUCAUCGGCGACGACGACCUGACCCGCAGCACCACCGUCAGCGACAUCGCCGUGGAGAUACUCUUCAUCAUCGACAUUGUGUUCAGUUUCCGCACAACGUACGUGAGCAAGUCGGGUCAGGUGAUCUUCGAUGCACGGCUGAUCUGCAUCCACUACAUGACUACCUGGUUCAUCAUCGACCUGGUGGCCGCACUGCCGUUUGACCUCCUCUAUGCAUUCAAAGUCAGCGUGGUGUCCGUGGUGCACCUGCUGAAGACGGUCCGUCUGCUGCGCCUGCUGCGCCUGCUGCAGAAGAUGGACCGCUACUCCCAGCACAGCACGGUGGUCCUGACCCUGCUCAUGUCCAUGUUCGCCCUGCUGGCCCACUGGAUGGCCUGCAUCUGGUACGUCAUCGGCAAGAAGGAAAUGGAGGCCAACGCCUACUCCUGGGACAUCGGCUGGCUCCAUGAGCUGGGCAAGCGUCUGGAGUCUCCGUACGACGCCCUGGGGAUGGGGAACGGGACGGGGGCCAGCGGGCCCUCCCUGAGGAGCGUCUACAUCGCCUCGCUCUACUUCACCCUGUCCAGCCUCACCAGCGUGGGCUUUGGCAACGUCUGCGCCAACACCGACGCCGAGAAGAUCUUCUCCAUCUGCACCAUGCUCAUCGGAGCUUUGAUGCAUGCCCUGGUGUUUGGUAACGUGACAGCCAUCAUCCAGCGAAUGUACUCGCGCUGGUCCCAGUACCACACCCGCACCAAAGAUCUCAAGGACUUCAUCCGUGUCCACCACCUGCCCCAGAGCCUCAAGCAGCGAAUGCUCGAAUACUUCCAGACCACCUGGUCUGUGAACAACGGCAUUGACUCCAACGAGCUGCUGAAGGACUUCCCUGACGAGCUGCGCUCCGACAUCACCAUGCACCUGAACAAGGAGAUCCUGGAGCUGUCGCUGUUCGCCUCGGCCAGCAGGGGGUGCCUGCGCUCGCUGUCCCUCCACAUCAAGACCACCUUCUGCGCCCCGGGGGAGUACCUGCUGAGGCAGGGAGACGCACUGCAGGCCAUCUUCUUCGUCUGCUCCGGGUCCAUGGAGGUGCUGAAGGACGGCAUGGUGCUGGCCAUCCUGGGUCAUCUCCAGAAUGGUCAACAAACCAUUAGAUACUCAGGGGUGCCCGCCAGGGACGGGUCCAGCUGCAGGCUCCCGGCGGGCCGGGACAAGCAGGACAGCCGAGCGGAGCAACAGAGCAGCGGGAGAUCCAAGAGGAGAUCCAAGAGGAAGAUCAAGAUCCAUCAGACAGCCCUCACCAUGGUAGUGGAUGGUACAGAGGACAGUGAUGGAGCUGAGAGCUCCCCAGCUUUCUCCUUCUCCCCCAGUCGAGCGCGUCCGGUCAGCUCCCCAGCCUCAGUCCCAGCCUCAGCCACAGACAUUCUGCAGGUCAGCACUGCAGAGUUAGCAGCCAAGGCGGACGAGACCAGGGGAAGACUACAACACCUUGACCAGGAGGUGACCUCUCUGGGGAAGGAGGUAGCGGACCUGGGGAACUUGAUGAAGGGCAUGGCCCACCUGAUGGAGUCGCUCCUGUCAACGCCCCCUUCAGUCUGCCCCACCCACUUCUCCUCCAGACACUCCGCCUACCUUUCACACCCCACCCCCCCUCAGUCGUACCCCUCUGAGACUGCGCCCCUCUGGACGGACACGGCCCUCGCCACCGCCUCUCCUGUCACGCUCGCCCAGCGGCACCUUGGGAUACGACAUGCAAACACUGACUCAGCCGUCCAGCCUAGACCACCGGAGACCCAGCUGAGGUACUCCUGUCCCGGCCCAGCCCCGGGACCCCGCUCACCCCCCUUCCUCCCGUACAGCUCCCUCCAGCCAGCCCUGUCCUCCUCCUCCCUUACGGACACCUCCACGGAGCCCCUGCUGCCCCCCUCGCCCCUUGCCUUGUCUGGGACCCGCCUCUACAGGACGGGGGACGCUAGCAGCAGGUCACGGGCGCACAGUCUGGAGACCCCUCCUCCACCUCCGCAGGAAAGGACACACAGGGGCGUUUCUGCCCUCCUCCACAGCUCUGGGAGUCUGCCUCGACCCGGCAGGAGGUACCUGUACAGGGAUUUGUAGCAGACUGUUGUGGACCGGACUCUAUUGUGGACUCAUGUGGACUAAUUGGUGGCCUGGCUUAGGUAUCUGUAGACAGCUACAGACUGGACAGAUAACCAGGUUCCAGUAUCAGCAGUGUGACUGUGACAGGAACGCACAGAGAUCUUCUAUAGCAACUUCUCAUUUCCUUUGGUUUCCAAGGCACGUUUUUUAAAAUAUAAAACAAUAUAAAAUAGCAUGGGGGAAAGUAAAGAUGCUGCAGCUAGCUAGGUGCUGUAGUAAUGUUAGAUUUACAUUGUAGAGAUAUUAGGAUAUAUCGAGUUGUACUGUAGAUGCACGAUGGGUGGCAGAAUGAUGGUGGCUACCCCACCACCCCCCCACUACCUCCUUCUCCCCCAGGCCAAUAGGAGAAGAACAGCAGGAAGACAACGUUAUUGAGGACAGCGGGAUUAAAGGAGAGUGGAUCUGGGCUGGAGGAGAAAAGGAUGGAGGAGGUGGAGGGGGUUCUUUCCUGCUCCUUGCCCACGGCUCGUUUC